Molecule: messenger RNA, 6083 nt
Organism: Pecten maximus
Lineage: Eukaryota; Metazoa; Mollusca; Bivalvia; Pectinida; Pectinidae
Exons: 9
Coding region: 474-4910 (1478 amino acids)
Molecular function (GO): NAD+ poly-ADP-ribosyltransferase activity; metal ion binding
Source: RefSeq, a predicted model, not a curated record
CAUCGAAUUCAACUAAUUUAAUAGUACAACAUCUGUUUCAAUGUUUUUGUAACUAUCCCUUAAUAAAUGUAACGUUAUAUCACAUCAGUCAUGUGUGGAGGGGUUCAUAUCAUUGAUUUCAAACCGCUUAAUUGGUAAUUAUUUCUCAAAUCUUUCUCGGCACAAGUGCGAUGAAGCACCUUAAUUAUCUUGACAAGUUGAGCUAUUUCUUUUUAUUUACACGGAAUCACGGUUUCGUUUUAUCUAUCUAGGUUUCUUGUCAUAAGUAACAUCCUAUAACGACCCAGAAUGCAACAUGUGUAUAUUACGUCAUCGUUUCUCGGAAUACGUUGCACAAAAUGCAAGUAGAAAUGCAAUGGCUGCAUCGCAGAUAAAAUAGAGACUAAUAAUAGCUGAUAAAGGCAAUUUACAGCUAACCUAGACUGAUGUCAGUUUGAACAGCUUAAAGGUCAAAGUUCAAAUUCAAGAGGGCCAUGGCAGAUCACCCAGACCAACAAUUUUUCCAUCGUCUGAAAAAACAUGGAAUUGAUGUGAAGGUUUCGUCAGUCAUUAUAUCAAGCAAGAAAUUCACCAGUGAAGAAUUGGAGGACUGGGCCAUUACUAGCCUUGCUUCACUCAAACCCAAUGAUGCCAUCAAUAUCAUCAAAAACCUACACUUCCCCAAAAAUAUUGGAAACAAUAAAAGUUCAUUUCUUUGCUCACAAAUAAAUAAUUUCAAGAAAUCUUCACAAGGCAAAGAGGAGGCUUCUACUCGAGGUGGUAACCAGGGCAAGUGUCAGCCUAAUCCACAUAGAGAUCAUGGGCCAGCAAGAGGUGGGAACAACGGAGGGAAUAGAGGAGGGGGGCCUCCUAGAGAUUAUGGGCCAGCAAGAGGUGGGAACAACGGAGGGAAUAGAGGAGGGGGGCCUCCUAGAGAUUAUGGGCCAGCAAGAGGUGGGAACAACGGAGGGAAUAGAGGAGGGGGGCCUCCUAUUCCUCCCCUGUUACCUAAUUACCCUCCCCGUGGAAGCCUGCUUGGACCACCGCCGCAACCUGGUGUACACAACUUUCCACCCCCUUAUGUACCUCCACUCCUAUCCCCUGGUGGACACACUCAGCAGAACUUCGGGAACUUUCAGAACUCACAAGAAAGAAAGCAACAGAUACCAGCGGUUCAGACUAAUCAAAACUACCUUAAAUCAAAUCUGGAUUACCUGAAGGGUCUGUCAGAAAAUGCUAAAGGAAUCCAAGGUUUUUCCAGUCCCGGGACCUCACCUCAUUUCCCAGAAGAAAGCGGAGAAACUAAAUCAUCAAAUACAGGAAGAAAGUCUAGAGGUCAUCGAUCAAAACGAGGAGGAGCAAAAGCACAUAAUCAAGACAGCUCUGAUGAGGAUAGUGAUUGCAGUAUCAAAAGCACACCUGACCAUUCUAAAGUAGCAGGGAAUAGAGGGUUGAGCAGGAGAUUUGGUAGCACUGAUGUUCUUAAUUCCAGACCACAAAGUAGGACAAAUAUUGGUGGUAACCAAGGUCGUGGUGGUAACCAAGGUCGUGAUGGUAACCAAGGUCGUGAUGGUAACCAAGGUUGUGGUGGUAACCAAGGUCGUGGUGGUUACCAAGGUCGUGAUGGUUACCGUGGUCCUAGACAAGGUAGGGGUGGAAGUAGAGGUCACCAUGAAAACAGUCCAGUAGAUAUCAGCAUCAAUGAUAGCAACCAGGCAGGGAGAUCACAAAGUGGCAACAGGGGAUGGGGUCAUGGAAGAGGUCAAGGUAGUGGAAACCAAAGAGGUAGAGGAAACAAUCGAGGCAGACAUGGGGCACAGAUCAUUAACAGCAGAAUGGAUAAUCAAGAGGAUGAUGACGAUAGUCACUUGGAUGAAGAAAGUGAUGAAACAAGCAGUAUGUCUGGGAGUGAAGCAUCAAGAAGUAUUAUCUCUGGUAGUCAAGACCUUUCCAGAGAAAGGCUCAGGGACUUUGAUGACAAAAAGAAGAAAAGAAGACCAAGACAUAAACCCCGUAGUCAAUCAUUAAAUGAGGAAGUUGAGACAUUUGACGAUGAACGUGUCGAUGAAAACAAGAUUUUCAGCUAUCUUGUUAAGAGCUUUGGUGGGUUCAUUGCCUUUGAUGACUUUGUUAAGGAAUGUGACCUAAUCCCUAGCGACUUUGACGUACAAAAAUGGUUUCGAUGCCACAAGCGAAGGUUCAAAUUGUUUGAGAAGGAGGGAAAGAUUUUGUAUAUAUCUGCUUUCUAUCGUGAUGUGACCCUUUGUCUUGGUUACAACUGGCUCUUUGGACGCAGUAAGAGUUGUUCAAAGACUGACUGUGAUCAUUUUCAUAUCUGUAAAAACUACAUCAGUGGAAACUGCUCAUUUGGCGAGAAAUGUCACUUCUCUCACAGUUUUAGAGAUGCCAGCAAUUUGGAACACAAGAAAAAGCUUGGCCUUCUAGAGUUUUCAGACAAAGAAAUGGUGGUUAUCCUUGGAAACAGAUACCCAAGAAUUUGUUCAGAUUUUUUGAAGACUGCCUCAUGUCCAGUUGGAGAAGUCUGUCCAAAACUGCACAUGUGCAGUCUCAGUUUGAGAGGGAAGUGUCAAAGGAACUCUGAUUGUCCACUUGGUCAUUCUUUUGAAACUGACCACAACAGAUGGGUUUUGCAGGCAUUGGAGUACUAUGCAUGGCUUAACAAAAAGGCUCAGUUGCUUCUGAAUAAAAUAAUAUUAGUUGAUCGUUCGCUAGAGGCAUCAUCUAUGGAAGAGACAACUGAGGCAGAAGAACAAGAAGCCACUGGUGAAGAAUUGAAAAAUAUUGCAGACGAAAUUGAAGCUUUAAAAAAGAAGCCAGAAAAGAAACGUGUAUCCAGGGCAAACAGAUUCAAAUCUGAUGAUGCUGAUGAGGAUGUUAUGAUCAACAUGGAUCAGGUACGUAUCCGGGAUGGGAGUCCUGGUGUAGAUGUACAAGUGAGAGAGGAACCUCUUGCCGAGGAAACAGUGAAGGAGGAAGAAAAAUCAGCAAAGAAGAAAAAGAAAAAACCUAAACAAAAGAAGCAGGAUGUCAAACCUGAUACACCAGUAACUUGGUUGGAUGAUGCAGCUGAAAAUACUCCUCUCUGUGUAAAACAUGUGGAAGGAAACUGUCCAGGUUUGUGUCCCAGAGGUCAUCACCAUUACUCGGACCAGGCCCCUUAUGUUUGGCAGAUUAAGCUUGGUGAGACCUGGUCAAGCUUCAGACCAGAGUACAGUGAGGAAAUAGACGAAGGUUUCUGCAAUCAUCUAGAGGUCAUUGACGCUGAGAUAUUGGUGGAGGACCAUGCUGUCUACAUGGUCCAUGUGUGUGUUUCUGAUGCCAGGAAGAUGAGGGGCGUAGUGUAUGAACAGGAUGGUGUUAUGCUUGACGAUCCUCAGAGCUUUCCUGUACGACGUCUAUCCACUCAGUCUUAUGUUGAAGUAAAGGACAAAAAACCAAAUGCCAGUCCAGUAUUUUCUACACAAUGGAGAUGGUUCUGGAUGGUUGACAGCGGGGAAUGGCAACCGUUUGACACCGAAAACUUUCAGAAGACCCUUGAAAGGAAAUACAAGUAUGGACAGGCAACAUUCCUAUUCACUAGGGAAAACUACCGGUUUAAAUACAGGAUAGACUUCAGAACUUUUCGACAGGUGAACCUUGACACAAUGAAAACAAGGAGACUUUGUCGUCGUCCUUUGUUUGUGUCCUUGGAGGAUGUCAAAAAUAAAAAAUUCCCUGACUGUUUGGAAGUGGUGGACCCGAUCAGUAAACCUCCAAACUUUGUACCAUGGGAUCUGUCCAGUGAUUUUGAACUUGUGGAAUUGGAUCGAGUAAUGCCCGAGUUUAAGGGUCUUCGUGACAGGUUCUUGGAGACAUUGGACAGUGGCAGUUUUGAUAUUCUGUAUAUCUACCGGGUACAAAACUGGCACUUACAUCAGGACUAUGAACUGAGAAAGAAGAACAUGAAAAAAGAAAUCCAGUUAGAUGGCCAAAGUGAUGAUGUGAAUGAGAAGCUUCUCUUUCAUGGGACAGACUCUAUGAAGACCUGUCAGGGAAUCUGCACAAACAACUUUGACUUCCGCACAAGCGGUAAGAAUGCUACAGUGUAUGGGGAGGGAUCCUAUUUCGCAGAAACUAGCAAAUACAGUCACAGCUACACACGACCUGGUAAAAAUCAAGAGAGGUACAUGUUUCGAGCCAAGGUCUUGGUUGGACAGUACACGUUGGGUAAAAGUUCAUACAGGCGACCCCCAGACAGGCCAGGCCAGACUCACAAGUUGUAUGACUCUUGCGUAGAUAAUGAAGCCAAUCCCAGCAUGUACAUCAUAUUUGAAAGAAGCCAGUCGUAUCCUGAGUAUUUGAUAGCCUACAGAGAAAAGAGUACAUCUGACAUGGGUACAGUAAGGGUAGGCGCCAUCCGAGCAGUUACAGCUUCGACUCCAACUGCGACUGUGUCGUCACCAGCACCAAAACUGGUAGCACCACCAGCUCCUAAACCUUCAGUGUCACCAGCUCCUAAACCUUCAGUGUCACCAGCUCCUAAACCUUCAGUGUCACCAGCUCCUAAACCUUCAUUGCCACCUAAGCCAUCACUUGUCUACUCCAGGGACCCACCAAGAGUACAACAUCAACCAAUUGUAUACCCUUCUGCUCCUUCCAUGGAAGCUUCAUCAUAUCCAGUUUCACCAAGGAUUGAUCCUUUGUCAUAUCCUACAGCUUCUGCUUCAGGUUACCAUGGCAAUGUCCCAGUGAGUCCUGUUGAGGACGGGGAUUUUGAGACAUAUGGCCAAAGAGUGCAGUUUAACCAGUUUUACAUAGAGGAUCAGCUUGAAAGGAGACGUCGGGCCAGUGAAUAUGCCACCAGUCUAACGAAGCAGAAUGAAAUUACUCCGCAGCAGAAGAAAAAGGAUGACGGUUGUGUUCUUCAGUGAUUACCAUCUCUGUACUUAUCUAAACCAAAGAUUGUAAGUAUGAAGGAUUUCCCUUUUGUUUUGAACAAGGUUUGUUAAAAUUCAGAUGGAAAAUUUCAAUGUUUUUCCUGUCAGAUAGCACAAUUUUGAUUUAAUCUGAUUUCUUAAUGAUUUUGAAUGAACAGUUAUUGUUACAGCAAUGAUGUUAUUCUGAGACAAUAAAAAUUUUAAAUAUGUUUUGUAUAUCUGAAUUAAAAAAAAAAGAUUGAGCGUCCAUAAUGACGUUUGGAUUGUUUGGUGCAUGAAAACCUUUUUUUUAUUAUUUAGAAAGAAAUAACCACAUUUAUCACUUUUUUAAACAAGAAAAUAGUGGAUUGUUUAAAAACUACAUAUUUGACAUAAUGGACAUUAUUUUGCUAAAAAGGAAAAGAAAAAAAGAUGAUUAAAUAUUUAAUGAUGUUAUAAAUGUAGCAUUGUGAAGUCUGCUGGUAUUAUAUGUUUUGCUGUUAUGUGUGGACACUGAUAGUCCUUAUUUUUCUAAAAGUGGGUGCAGUGAUAGAUCCAUUGAAAGAUUUUUGAGCUUUAUGCAAGCUAAUAAUGAAGAUCCAAGUUACAUCGAUAUCAUUGUAUGUGAUUUGAAUCCUCCCAGGGUUGGUUUGCGAAUAUCGGGCAGUUGAGAUCACGGACUGUCCUUUUUUAUUGUGGAUGUGUCCUAUGGGCAAGUCAUAUAUUAUUUCAAUUGUUGUUGAUAUCAUGCAAUGUAUCUAUAUGUGUAUGUUGUACAGUGAGGUAGCUUCCAACUACUACACAAACACCUGUUCCCUCUUUAGAAUUAUCCUGGCUGAGUUGAUGGGUUGUUACACAGAGAAAGAAACGAAAAAUAACCAUUGUCUAAAUAUACCUCUAUGGGUAUAAUUCAUGUACAUAUAUUUGACUUUGUGAUAUGAAUCGCAAAUAUUAUUUGUACACUUUGAAAUAAACAACUCCCUAUAUACUCACUGUAACAUAUCCCAUCUGUUCAUUUUGUGAUAUACAAUAUUCACUUUCACACUGAUCAAGACCCAAACUCAUAACCACAGAGUUAAAGUCCCCUUAAAAACAAUAUAUAUUGUAACUCUCCGCGGUGGCCGAGUGGUUAAGGUGUCCCGACACUUUAACCCUAGCCUUCCACCUCUGGGUUGCGAGUUUGAAACC